AUGGGUACUUACUCUUUCGAUCCAGUUAAGUGUAGAUAUAGUCUUUCAAAAAUGGUGAUUUUGCAUAAGUAUCCUUUGUCUAUGGUUGAUCACAUUGGAUUUCGAGAGUUCUUGCAUGACCUACAACCAUUGUUUAAGGUUCCUUCUCGCAACACUUUGAAGAGCAACAUUUUGAAAAUCUAUGAAUAUGAGAGAGCCAAAAAUAUGAUUGCACUUGAGAAGAUUGAGAGUCGAAUUUCGAUCACUAUCGACAUGCGGACCUCUUCUAAUCAAAAGAGAGGAUUCAUGGUUAUCACUGCUCAAUUCAAAGAUGAUGCACGGAAAUUACAGAGUCGAAUCAUGAGGUUUAUAUAUGUGCAGUGCCCACACAUUGCUGAUGUGCUUUCAGAAACUCUAUUGAGCAGCUUGAUGGAUUGA
Molecule: messenger RNA, 417 nt
Organism: Olea europaea var. sylvestris
Lineage: Eukaryota; Viridiplantae; Streptophyta; Magnoliopsida; Lamiales; Oleaceae
Product: zinc finger BED domain-containing protein RICESLEEPER 2-like
Exons: 2
Coding region: 1-417 (138 amino acids)
Source: RefSeq, a predicted model, not a curated record